Amphimedon queenslandica is the source of this 2594-nucleotide messenger RNA. RefSeq lists its product as uncharacterized. NCBI's taxonomy places the organism in Eukaryota, Metazoa, Porifera, Demospongiae, Haplosclerida, Niphatidae. Gene Ontology annotation, molecular function: zinc ion binding; metalloendopeptidase activity. Gene Ontology annotation, biological process: proteolysis. The transcript is spliced from 7 exons. The coding region runs from base 522 to 2393 and encodes 623 amino acids. The record is from RefSeq and is a predicted model, not a curated record.
AGCAAUGAGACUGUUAAAUGAAGCCUCUCAACAGAAUUUGUGAUAAUAAGACCAGCAAUAUUACUUUUGCAUUUUUUUAAUCAAAAAAGAUCACUAAGAUUAAUUUUAGUGAUCAUUUUCAGAUAAAAUAUUACUGCUCAGAGGAACCAUGCACUGAUAAUAGAGCUUGUUAAUUGAACAACACUUGCUUGUCUACUGUUGCUCUACUAAAAACCUUUUAAGUUCAAUUCCAGUCCAGUUUACAGCACUGUCUAGUCACUCUAGUAUGUGAACUAAAGCAUAGACACAUUAUGACUCAAGACUUAGCAAGUUUGGGUGGAGCUCACCAUGCAUGCAUCGCAUGCAUUACAUGCAAGUUUUAAAGGGGAGGGCGCUAGCACUAAUAUUAUUAAUAAUGAUAAUAAAGGUGUGCGUGUGUACGGCUGUGUGUAGCUGCUCUCUCUGUCUUUCUUCUUGCCUGGAGUGCUUCUGAUCCAAUUACUGUUGCUCGUGGGUCACCAGCUCUAUAUCUCUAUCAAAGAAUGAUGUCAAGCAUCACUCUCUUAGUACUCACUCUCCUAGCCAUUACUGCAACAGCAUCACAAAAUUACGGAGGCAUAAAAUCAGAUGAACUGUGCAUAUCACCAUCAGAUCAUUAUCACAACCGAAUCAAGAGAGCAGUUAUUCGAGAAAGGUCAAAGAUAUGGGAUAAUGGAAUUAUUCCUUAUGUUUUCAAAGAUGGAGCAUUCGCCCCAGAUGAAGUAGCUGUGAUUCAUCAAUCAAUGAACGAGUGGAUGAAUAAUUCUUGCGUAAAAUUUAAGGAAAGGACCACUGAAAUGAAUUAUAUUCUCUUCGUAAAAAAAAGUCCUUUUUGUUUCACUCGUAUUGGCAUGACUGGUGGGGUCCAAGAAGUCAAUAUUGGUAUUUUCUGUUUUUACUUUCCUGGAACCAUUGUACACGAGUUGGGCCAUACACUUGGUCUGUUGCAUGAACAUGUAAGGCCAGACAGAGACAAAUUCAUUGAGAUAUUAUGGGAAAAUGUUGAGAGUGGCAAAGAGUUGAACUUUAAGAUUGGGCCUCGAAAAGAAGUACAAAGUUUUAGCGAUGACUAUGACUAUGGCAGUAUCAUGCAUUAUUCUUUGUACGCAUUCUCCAAGAACGGGAAACCAACUAUGAAACCAAAGAGACCAUUCAAUGGGACUAUUGGGCAGAGAGAUACAAUAACCAACAGCGACUAUCUUCAAUUGCGAUACCUCUAUGGCUGCCAAAAAUAUCUUCCUCCAUGUAGCAUCACUGAAGGAAGUGGAGAGUAUUACAAGCACGUAACUCUUUCAAGCGAUGAUGAUGGAGAUGACAGAAACUGCACAGAUGACCUAUUACCAUCUCCCUUUCCAACAGAGGAAGAGGAGACUGAUACCACACCAUCCACACAGCAUUCAUAUCUCUUACUAUCACAAUCUGCUCCUUCCUCCCUCUAUUCCCCUUUCCCUUAUUCCCCUUCCAACUUACCACAGGACACUUUAUCACUGACCACCAUUUCAGAUAUCAUUAACCCAACGACUACCAUUCCCCAUACAGCACUAACUACAAAUCAAGAGCUCUUGCUAAGCAUGCACUCACUGGCUGGAACACGUCAUCAAAAAGAAGCCAGCUCAUUAUCAGCAAUGCUUUCAUCAGUCGACAUAAACACUAAUAAUGUAAUUAUGAUAAGGCCAACACUCUCAACGGUGCUUACAUGUAUGUCACACCCAAUAAUGUCAUCAUGCACUAUGCAAGACCAGCAGACAGACCCAACAACAGCGAUGCAGAAAAACACAGCAAGUUUACUAUCAUCAGUUUCUCAUGAAAUGUCCCCAACUCCAACAAAUGCCAUAUGGAACUCUAUAGCAUCAGGUGAUAAAGUGGCACUAAAAGUUGCUAAUGCCAAUAAUACUUUAACGAUACACUGGAUGUCAUGUUAUCCUGAACGCUGCAGGGUCAAAUGCUGUGAGAAUGAGACUGAAGGCUAUCCCUAUUGUCCUAUGUCACUCUUUACACUGGAAAAAGUAUCAGAGCAGUCUUCACCAUCAGAGCAGUCUUCACCAUCAGAGAUCCGUGUAGGUGAUCUAAUUGUACUAAAGCCUGACCACAAUAGUAAGAUGAUCAUCACAUGCGGCAAAGGGGCAUGCCGAGGGAAAACAUAUUGCCCAAUACUGACAACAAAGAAAUGCAGGAGACACCAUCUUAAAAUCCACUCAUUGAACAAGAAAGAUGGAGAUCCAAUUACACACAAUGACACCAUAGAGUUACGCUUUAACACGCUACCCAAUGAUUACAUUGAGUGCAAUGUAAACGACAGGAGAUGCAAAAGACAUUCAUGUCAUGAUUGCUCAAUGCGGCCAAACUUUAUAAUAGUCAAGUCAUCAUCGACAUGAAGCAUUCUCUUCCUCUCACUCUCUUACAUUAUUAUACAUCAGUCAGUCGGAGUUUGGUUGUUAAUCACUUGUCUAUACAUUUCUAUUUCACAUAUACAUAUAUAUAUUAUAUAUUAUAUAAAUGCUCUUUGUACAUGUUAAGUUUGUAUUGUAGCACACCUCCUCAUGUAUAAAUUUUUUUAUCAUUAAUUAUUACCAAAU